Ochlerotatus camptorhynchus is the source of this 803-nucleotide messenger RNA. RefSeq lists its product as uncharacterized. The coding region runs from base 27 to 803 and encodes 258 amino acids. The transcript has 2 exons. The record is from RefSeq and is a predicted model, not a curated record. Lineage: Eukaryota; Metazoa; Arthropoda; Insecta; Diptera; Culicidae.
CGGUACGUGAUUGAAAACGCACGGUAAUGAACUGGACACCGGGUAAAAUAGUCGGAACGGUGAAACCAGCCGGUGCAAACGUUGCAGCCAUACCGGCACUGGUGCUCACACCCGUCCCGGCACCUUCAUAUUCACUGAUACAGCAGACAAGCCUCGCCACAGUUGUGCCGGUACCGGUACCAGCACCGGUUCCGAUAACGGGAUCAACAUCCCGAGUCGCAAGUAGCAGCAGUAGCAUUGCAAAGUCAACUAGCAGCAGCGUGGGAAAACUUCAGGGAACCGUUCAGAGUCAGCCGUCCGGUGCGAACAAAAUUCUCGGCACCAUAAAAGUAGCCGGCAGUGAUCAACCGGGUGUCAGUUCGGAUCAGUUGACGAAUCAAGCAAUCGAGGAAAUCUACCGGGAUGUCAAGAUCGGGCGCAUCCGUGCCUCGCAGGUCGGUGCCCUCGGGUGGCGCGGGUGUCCCCUGAAGAAAGCCAACAAACGCUUCCUGCACCGAACGAUGCGAUCGGUCAUGACACACAACCGGCGCGAAACGAUCCGAACUUUCCAUUCGUCGACGCACAAACUGAUCGAAAUGGACCAACAGCAGCAUCAGCAUCACGGUGACUUCCGGCAUCGACAUCGGAAGAGAUCGCGUCAUGAGGAUAAGGAAGAGGAGGAGGAGGUGGUUGAGGUGGAAGAUGAUGAAGAUCAGGAUGCUGAGAUAGAUGUGAUUGGAGCCAGAAAGGCUAGUGCUGGUGUGGUACGGGAUGCUGAUGAAGAAAUUGAGGAGGGAGAGAUAAGGUCUGACGAUGAGGAUUAA